AUGAAUUCCGCGGCGCAACUUCAAUCGAACAGCGGUCAUUCUACUCAGAGUCCGUGUGUAAACGAUGAAAACGGUCGGCGUUUAGAAAAAUCUGUACCGGGAGUACGUACAAAAGAAAACACCGAUCAAGUUUCAAACGCGAAAUCGUUUUACGCAUCGCAUGAACUUAUUAUUAAGAUGGUGACGCUGACAAAUCAUAUUCAUACAAUUUUAGAAUCUGAUGAUGUGACUUAUGAUGAACAAUCUAUAGACGAAUUGGCUUCACUGUUUUCUCGAAAAGAUUUUCAAUCUUAUUCAGAACUAACAUUGAAAUGUACUCUGUGGCGGCAGAUUGGUGAUCGAAUCAUGAUGUUUAUUAAGGAGUUCGAUAGCAUCAAACGUAAUAUGGCACAUUUGUCUAGUUGUUUUAUUUUCGUAUUCUACAGGAUGACAGAACUCUGUUGCACCCCGGUUAAUGAACUCAAGAUCGAAUUAGACACGUUCAUUGACAAUAUUCGAGAACAUGUAAAAUAUCUCGACGGCGCAUUGUGGAAAGAAUGGUUCUCAUGCGAUAACAAGUUUAAAGACUGGAUGUUUUUUAUAGCUAAUGUUUUCAUAUCAAACGAAAAUUUUGUAAAUGAGGACGAAGAAGUUCGUAUUAAAAAUGCAGUAAAGUAUUUCAAAAAGGUAAGAUACAGUCAUUACGACGUAUCUACAAAAAAACCCGUACCAGAAACACAUGACGACGAAAUAUUUACUAGUGGUGGCAAGACAAACAAACGGAAAUACGAGGAAAACCAUCGCGUUAACGAUGAAAAUAUUAAACGUAUCCGAGUAACGGGUAGCAAAGCCGGUGUUUUUAUUAAAAACUCACGAAAAAGAUUAAGAAAACUGUUAAGGUAA
Molecule: messenger RNA, 882 nt
Organism: Cinara cedri
Lineage: Eukaryota; Metazoa; Arthropoda; Insecta; Hemiptera; Aphididae
Source: the annotation of a GenBank genome assembly